Molecule: messenger RNA, 3310 nt
Organism: Armigeres subalbatus
Lineage: Eukaryota; Metazoa; Arthropoda; Insecta; Diptera; Culicidae
Product: ankyrin repeat domain-containing protein 27-like
Exons: 4
Coding region: 443-3145 (900 amino acids)
Biological process (GO): early endosome to late endosome transport; neuron projection morphogenesis
Cellular component (GO): plasma membrane; late endosome; early endosome
Molecular function (GO): guanyl-nucleotide exchange factor activity; SNARE binding
Source: RefSeq, a predicted model, not a curated record
UGUCAAUUUCCACCAGUUCAGUACGCACACUCCUAUACGCAAACCGAGCAUAUCACAAUCCUUAGGCACGUAAAAACAUUAGUCUAGCACGUUAUUAAAUCAUCGUUAUCAGCAAUAUAGCUAGACAUAAGUAAGGUGGUGCAUUUGAAGUUCAAGUUAGAGGACUGAAAGCAUUAUAGGCAGAAACGAUGAUUGCACGAGCAAAGCGAAUGCCUUUCUUCGAUGUAGGCUUGGCAUAGACAUAUGAUGCAAAAUAACAUUGCUGUAUGGUAUAAGGAGGAAAUCUAGUGUAGUUGUAGUACGAUUGCACACUCUACAUCGUCAGAUAUCAAUUUCAGAUCGCUGGUUUUUGUAGUUCUUUGGUUUUCGGUGGGGACAGUCGGAUUUGUGAGCAUUGUACAAUGUGACUUUCUUCGUCAAAGGAAGAAAAUAAAAAGCGACAAUGGACAUGCAUUACGAUGAAGACAUUUCGAAAAACCCUUUUUAUCGAAAGCUUCAAAGUGAUCAUCAAAUCUUCCUGGAAACGGCGCCUAUCGAAGGAUGGAUUAUCUGUGUGCCUCGUAGUGGAACCAUCAAUGACAGAUGCCUAGCGGAUCAAGAGUUUCUUCUCGCUCAAAUACUUGUUCCGAAUGAAGAGCUUCCGGAGACGCAUUUUACCAAUCUGAGCUGUGCCGAUAUACGCCUUAAUGGGCGUCAACUGGUCACUGGCGGGUUGAAAGCAACUAUUCUUUUCGAAGAGGUGUUCUACACUAAUGGACUGAAAUACAAAGUAUGGUGUGUUGAACGACCGCUAUGUGAUACUCGCCGUUAUGGAGUUAUAAUCGAAGACGAUUUCGGCAGCCUUACAACCAUCAGAAAGCUACAAGACGCAGUGGAAUUCAUUCGAUCAGUAGCAAAGCCACGAUAUGUGUUUUCCAAAAUCGAUUCGGCAGUACAAAGCUUCACCAAAUGCAGAUCUGAUUUCAGCAAAUGGAAUCUCAAACAGUACAAAGAAGAUGUUAAAAAGUUAUACAUAAAUUGUUUAGAUAUUAUGCUACAAAACCGCAAACUGAAAGAUCGAUGCCAGAAAGAUGCCCAUCUGAAACGCAAUGUCAAACUUGCCGUAGAGACAUACAUGAUGGACAAGUUAUAUGACCAUGUUGCAGAUGUGAUCAACGUAUGUCUAGGAGAUCAGGUUGAAUCCUUCAACAAAACGAUUCGUAACCUGUCGGACAUUCACAUCACCGAGAUGAACCUGAAACGAAGCUACACUGACGUAAUCCCCGCGGUCAAGAAGGAACUGUUGCGGAUCGACGAUUGUCGCACAGCUAUUGAUAAGAGCGCUUGUUUGAGGAAAGCUUUCGAGAUUAUUGCCCGCGAACGCGCCACUUUGGUGAAGCACGGUGUUGACCCAAACCUGAUGGCGACGAUGGACGAUAUAAUCCCAUUGUUGAUAUUCGUUAUCACGAAAACGGGUCUCACAAACUGGAUAAUGAAUAUGACGUUUCUCAAAGAAUUUCAACUAAGCGAAGCAACAUCACAAAUAUCAAAAGAUAAAUAUGGCCAAAACACGUAUCUUAUAACGACUUUAGAGGCAGUCAUUGUCUACAUCAGUUGCUGCAGUAUCGAGCGAUCCCAACGCUUAGGAAUAGACCUGAUGUCGUGCGAGGAUAUACAACUGAAGAAAUAUGCUGAAAUGAGCUUCAAAAAUGCGGAUCAAUUCCUAAACUAUCUGUUUGCCUUGAUGAAAAACAACGAAGAAGACGACAUACUGAGUAUAUUCCAGGACUUCAACAAUACAAGCGUGUCUUUACUUGAAUGUGCCAACAAAAAGUGUCAUCCUCUGUGUAGCUGUAUAAGAUGUGAAUCGUUACCUUAUCAGCCACACAUUGACGAUCGUAACCAUAAUGGAUUGGCCGCAAUCCAUCUCGCAGCUACUCUCGGAAGUCCAAAAUUGCUCACCCUCAUUCUGAAUCUCAAACCGAAUGUGGAUGCGGUGGAUGCAAAGAAUUGGACUGCUCUGCACUAUGCGGCGGCAAAUGGUCAUCAAAAUCUGCUUCUAUUGCUUCUCCAUUCCGGAAUCAACAUCAAUAGCACGAGUAACGAUCAACACACAUCGCUUCAUUUAGCUUGUCUAAACGGCCACAGUGGAUGUGUGAAAGCUUUGCUAUACUUUUCAGAGCACAUGAAAAUACAUGUUGAUAUCGAUGCACAAACGAAGCUUGGACAAACUGCGCUGCAUUAUGCCGCUAAAUGGGGGUUUUCUGAUAUCGUAGAAACACUGUUGGAACACUCUGCUACGGUGAACGUAACGAAUCGUGUAGGUGCAACUCCCGCUAAAUAUGCUCAUAAUUCUAAGAUCAUGAAAAUGUUGAAGGAUGCACAUGCAGAAGAGCUGAAGCGACGGCAAUCCUCUGAUUGCUGUCCUGUUGGCAACGAGAACUAUGUCCUAAUCUCCGAUGAUGACCUUUUGGACGACGAAGUCUUUCUGGAAUACCGCAACAUUGAUGAAAUGAAGCGGAUCGAUAAGGCAGUGAGCGCAAUAGCCGCAUACGAUACCAAGUUGGCUUGCUAUUACUUGGGCCUGGAAGUCUUCCCAUCAUCCCCUUUGAUUAACAACCUACAACCGAAAGACUACUCUUCCGAAAAAAUAUGCCAUCCGCUUUGUACCUGCCAACGAUGUCUGAACGACUCUGCAGACUUCUACACUCUCCUGAGAAAGCCAUUCACUUCGCAAUCGAUUGCACCCAUCAAGAUCAACCUCAACGUCACCAAUGGAGACGGCUGCACCGCGUUGCAUAUAGCAGCCAUCAGCGGCAAUUUAGACAUGAUCAACAUAUUGCUAGAUCAUCGGGCCAGCGUCAUUGUUAGGAACAAAUCCGGUUGCACGGCGUUGCAUCUAGCUUGCCGCGAGCGUCGGCUGAACGUGAUCAAGCUGCUCAUUAGUCGCUGCCGCAGCGAAGACAUUGUUGACCUGAAGGACUGUCGUGGAGACACUCCACUGCACUACGCAGUCGAGCAGAAUCAACUACGAAUCGUGGAGAUUUUGCUUAGUGCCAAAGCGGAUAAGAGUCUGCGGAACCUGGCCGGCCAGCGACCGAUCGACAUUGCUCGAGAGCGACUCUUUUUUAAUGUGAUCAAUGUGUUGGAGAGGAAAUGGUAUUGAGAGCGUCUGCGGCACCGGAACCUAUCAUCACCAAUGUAUAUCUAAUUUAUUGCAACUGAAACAUAUCUGUUUCAACGUUCUACUUAAAAAUAUUAGUCUUGAACCUGUUUAACGUUACUUAUAGUGCGAAAUUUAUUAAUAUAUAAUAAUAAGUACAAAAGCUGA